AUGGCAGAUUCAAAAAGAGUUAACGCAGGACAUAAAGCUGCUUUACAUAAUCCAAAUGUCUCUGAAGAGACUAAACAACAUGAAAAAGAAUACCUAGAAAGUCAUGGUGCGGAAUACAGCGAGUCCGGAUCAGGAGGAUAUAAGGCUACCACGCACAAUCCGAACGUGUCUGAAGAAGCUAAGGAACACGCAAAGGAAGAACUUGAGCAUAAUGAAAGGCUUCAUAAUUACGAACAUUGA
Molecule: messenger RNA, 240 nt
Organism: Schizosaccharomyces cryophilus OY26
Lineage: Eukaryota; Fungi; Ascomycota; Schizosaccharomycetes; Schizosaccharomycetales; Schizosaccharomycetaceae
Product: conidiation protein 6
Exons: 2
Coding region: 1-240 (79 amino acids)
Cellular component (GO): cytoplasm
Source: RefSeq, a predicted model, not a curated record